Mercurialis annua (annual mercury) is the source of this 888-nucleotide messenger RNA. Its product is annotated as probable aquaporin PIP2-6. Bases 129 to 857 code for a protein of 242 amino acids. Gene Ontology annotation, molecular function: channel activity. The transcript has a single exon. Gene Ontology annotation, biological process: transmembrane transport. NCBI's taxonomy places the organism in Eukaryota, Viridiplantae, Streptophyta, Magnoliopsida, Malpighiales, Euphorbiaceae. The record is from RefSeq and is a predicted model, not a curated record. Gene Ontology annotation, cellular component: membrane.
CAUAAUAAAAUUAGUUAAAAUUUGGUUAUCAAAUUGCAAAAAUAGAAUGGUUUAAGUACCCUUAAAUUCAAUUACCCUAUAUCUCUAUAAGUAUAUGUUCCUCAUGUUUAUGUUCAUAAAUUUUACAGAUGUGGAGAGCAACAUUUACUGAGCUUAUAGCAACAACCUUCCUUGUAUUCACACUAACAAUUUCCAUAAUCUCAUGCUUAGAAUCAUCAAAUGAAUCCGAAAAACCUAAUAAAAUUCUAGUCCCAUUUGCUGUCUUUAUCAUCGCCUUCUUUUUUCUUUUAGCAACUAUCCCUCUAUCCGGAGGUCACAUGAAUCCAAUUUUCACGAUCAUUGCUGCCCUAAAAGGCUUCACAUCAUUACUUCGCGCCGUGUUCUAUAUCACGGCGCAAUGUCUCGGUUCAAUCAUAUCUUAUACGAUAAUCAAGAGCGUAAUGGACGCAAAUACAGCGCAAAAAUACUCGUUAGGAGGGUGCGAAAUAAACGACCGAAACGGAACUGGAAUAACCCUAGAGACUGCACUAGUUCUUGAAUUUUGUUGCACUUUUUUGGUGUUGUUUGUUGGUGUAACGGUUGCGUUUGAUAAGAGAAGGUUUAAAGAACUUGGAUUAGUAAUGAUUUGUGUUGUGUUGGCUGCAACUAUGGGAUUAGCAGUUUUUGUUUCGAUUACUGUAACGGGAAAGAGUGGCUACGGUGGUGUGGGGUUGAACCCUGCGAGAUGUUUAGGGUCAGCUUUGGUGCAUGGAGGUUCAUUGUGGUAUGGGCAUUGGGUUUUUUGGGUUGGACCGUUUUUGGCUUGUAUUGUUUAUUAUGGUUUUACUUUGACCUUACCAAAAGAAGGCAUGGAGUAGUUUGCUAAAAUAUAAUUUUUUAAUAUGUUGA